CUCCUUCGUUUCCUUCCACGUCAACAUGGGGGUGUUCACGCCGCGAGCCCUAUGCCUCUUCCUGGCCACUGCCACAGCCACGGCAGCCAGCUCCUCUGGUACUUUGGGCAGCUCGGUGUCCCCGCGUGGCAAGGACUACUUUGACUUUGAGAAGUUCCAGCUGCAACCGACCGAUCUGCAGCAUCUGGAUGCUUCCGAGGCAGCCCUGUUCGACUUCGAUUCGUUGCAUGGUCACAAUGCCAACACCCCCCGGUCGCAGGCCUCCUGCAAAGUUUAUCCAGGGGACGAGGAUUGGCCAGAGGACGCAAAAUGGGCCUCGCUGAACAAGACAACUGGAGGGGCUCUUGUCAGAGCUGUUCCCCGUGCCUCGACCUGCUACAGUGGCCCGGGGUAUGAUGCUGCCGACUGCGAAUACCUGACCUCGCAAUGGACCGAUUCGUAUUUCCACCUCCCUGACCCUAUUGAGAUGCUGUCCCCUGUAUACCAGGGUCUCACGUGUCAGCCCACCAACGACACUGACGCAAAAUGCACCAUGGGUGGUUACCCUCUUUACGUUAUCAAUGCCACCAAUGUUGCUCAGGUGCAAUUGGGUAUUAACUUUGCACGCGAGACGGGUGUUCGUCUGGUCGUCAAAAACACCGGCCACGACUUCUCGGGCAAGUCUGGUGGUGGCGAGUCUCUGAGUAUCUGGACGCAUAACCUUAAGGACGUUAAGUAUAUUGAAAACUACGAGGCUGAAGGGACGGACUGGACUGGGGCUGCGUUCAAAGUAGGGGCCGGAGUUCAGGCGUAUGAGAUCUAUAAGACCGCGUCGGAGCAGGGUUUGAUGGUUGUGGGGGGCGAAGGCCAGACUGUCGGUGUAAUGGGUGGCUACGUUCUUGGCGGAGGCCACUCCCCACUGAGCUCUCUCCUCGGCAUGGCUGCGGACCAGGUCCUGUCAAUGGAGAUUGUCACUCCUGACGGAAAGUUCUUGACGGCUUCGUUUGUCGAGAACGAAGAGCUGUUCUGGGCAUUGCGCGGUGGUGGUGGCGGCACCUUUGGCGUCGUCACGUCCGUCACCAUCAAGGCAUACCCAACUAUUCCUGCGACAACAUCAACCUUCACCUUCUCUACGGGCGGGGAUAUUACCUACGACAAUUUCUGGGCAGGCUUCAGAGCCUACCUUGACUAUUUCAUCCCCCACUCCGACGCAGGCAUCUACGCGUACUUCUUCAUCACACCCGGAACAGAUGGCGGAUUCACCUUCCUCAUGCAGCCAUUCUUUGCUCCCAACAAAACCCUCGAAGAGACCAACGCCCUUCUAGAUCCCUGGUUCAAACAGCUAAAGGAUCUAAACAUCACAGUCACCCCAAAGACAGUCCAAUACGACAACUACUACGACGCAUGGCAGGACUCCUUCCCCCUCGAAGUCGUCGAAAAGACAACAGCCGGAACAUCAUCCCGCCUCUUCCCCCGAGAAAACUGGCAAGACGAGGCCCGUCUCAACCAGACAUUCGACGCCAUCAAGGCCUCCUCCGACGCAGGACUCAUCCUCAUCGCCUUCAACAUUGCCCCAACGCUCGAGAACGGCGGCAACCCCGAUAACGCAGUUAACCCCGCGUGGCGCAGCGCCGUUAUGCACGCCAUCUCCAGCACCCGCUGGGCCGAGGAUGCCACUGUCGAUGAGAUAAAAUCUGCGCGCCAUGACUUGACAUACAAGCACAUGCAGCGCUGGCGCGACGCCAGUCCUGGUUCUGGCGCUUACUUGUCCGAGUCGGAUCGUAUGGAGCCGGACUUCCAGCAGGCGUUCUAUGGGUCCAAGUAUGAACGCCUCCUGGCGCUGAAGAAGAAGAUUGACCCGAAGGAUGUGUUUUAUGCCGUUACUGCUGUGGGGAGUGAGUCCUGGGAGGUUAUCACUGAGAAUGGGCUUCCUGCGGAGAAUGGAAAGCUUUGUCGGGUGGAGUAGGAGUACAUAUUAAGUACUUGUAUAAUUAU
This is a messenger RNA of Aspergillus versicolor CBS 583.65, 1974 nucleotides long. RefSeq lists its product as uncharacterized. Gene Ontology annotation, molecular function: oxidoreductase activity; FAD binding. The record is from RefSeq and is a predicted model, not a curated record. The coding region runs from base 26 to 1945 and encodes 639 amino acids. The transcript is spliced from 4 exons. Lineage: Eukaryota; Fungi; Ascomycota; Eurotiomycetes; Eurotiales; Aspergillaceae.